This is a messenger RNA of Acanthamoeba castellanii str. Neff, 975 nucleotides long. Its product is annotated as von Willebrand factor type A domain containing protein. The transcript has 9 exons. The record is from RefSeq and is a predicted model, not a curated record. Lineage: Eukaryota; Discosea; Longamoebia; Acanthamoebidae. Bases 1 to 975 code for a protein of 324 amino acids.
AUGAUGACGUUUCAUCCGCGCUGGGAGGUCGACCCUGACCUCGUCAAGCACCAAACCGAGCUCAUCUUUCUCGUCGACAGAUCGGGAAGCAUGGCCGGCUCGCGAAUGGAUAUCGCCAAAGCAACGCUGCAGCUCUUCCUGCGGAGCUUGCCCGAAGGAGUUCGGUUCAACAUCUUCAGCUUCGGCAGCAAAUUCUCGAGUCAGUUCGCCUCGAGCGUGGAGUACGAUGAGCAGAGUCUUAUGCGCGCGGACGCCCAUGUCAAUGCCAUGAGCGCCGAUAUGGGCGGCACCGACCUGCUCAAGCCUCUGCAGCACGUUCUCAGACAGCGCGAGCACGAGGGCUUAUCGCGACAGAUAUUUCUGUUGACCGAUGGCGAAGUCCUGAAUGCCGAGGAGGUCAUCCAGCUGGCAGGCACCACCCGCAUCUUCACGUUUGCCAUCGGCAACGAGGCAGACAAGAACAUGCUUCACGAGCUGGCCUUGUGCGGACGCGGGGCGAUGGAGUUCGUGAGCGAGGUGGAGCACAUGAAGGUGCACGUGAUGCGGCAGCUUCAGAAAGCGCUCGAGCCCGCGAUGACGAACGCCAAGCUCCGGCUGAUAUCCCGAGACGGCUCGGACAAGCACUGGCGCUGCACGUCACGCACCAUUCGCCCUAUCUUCUCUGGUGAAAGGCUGGUGCUCUACGCGCUCUCCAGUCUCCGAGGGGAAUGGUCGGAAGACCACCAGCUCGCUAAGGCGGAGCUGACCGGUGUGGGUCCGACCGGCGAGGCACUGGCUUUUGAGCUCUUCAUCGAUGCCGACCACACGACCACGGGGUGCACGCUACACCAGCUGGCUGCCAUUUCACUCAUCAGCGGUUUGAGGGGCAACGACGUGCACUGCAAGAACCUGGGCCUGGCCUACUCUCUCGCCACCUCGCAGACCUCCUUCGUGGCGAUCGAGGAGAGGGAUCGCGCCACUCUCGACGAACCAUGA